Messenger RNA from Aspergillus fijiensis CBS 313.89, 1048 nucleotides. RefSeq lists its product as uncharacterized. The record is from RefSeq and is a predicted model, not a curated record. The transcript has a single exon. Bases 437 to 727 code for a protein of 96 amino acids. NCBI's taxonomy places the organism in Eukaryota, Fungi, Ascomycota, Eurotiomycetes, Eurotiales, Aspergillaceae.
UUCUAGACAUUCUAGACCGGGAAGUGACGUUGAUUUCCUCCCCAACAGCGGUGGCCAGUUCCUUCCCCCUCUUCUUUCUACUCUGCUUCCCUUCUCAAAGAUCCCAGAACUUUUCUUCUGAUCGCCGAAGUUCUUGCCAUCGCCUUGUCUCUUAUCGUCUCACAAAAGAAGCAAAGCCACCGCCACACAGGAGACGUCAUUCCGAAGGGUGGUGCUAUCAUUGCAUUAAAACGCAACCCUCUCUCUCUCCUCUCCUCUUAAAUUCAUUCAAUCUCGCCCCAGUCCUCUCAACUACACUUGGCUCACUUCCAACACACCUAUCGAACAAAAUUACCCGACCACAAAGUUCCACCUCUACAAUUGAUUACCUACCUCCCUUUACAUCUUCCUACCGCAUCCCCACCGAACAACUACACAAGGGAAAGACCAUCAGAAAAUGUCCAUCAACAAAUCCCGAACGAAUCGUCCCGACUCAGACGUCAUCCAGCCCCCAACAGACAAUACAGCAGACCGCUCCGGUAUCGCCUCCUCUUCCGGGGCUGAUCUGGGUGCAGCCGCCGGUCCCACUAGCACAAGGACAGAAAAGCCCUGGAAACCGCCUGUGGUUCGCCAGCAGAGCUGGAGCAACGAGGACCAGAAGCAUGAGCUGCAGACUCGGUUGUUGGAUUUGGAGGAUGAGGAGGGAGACAGGCCCGGAUUCUCGGAGGCGCCAGCGGGGGUUUACUAAUCGGGUUCGUGGAGGUUGGAUUGGGUGGUGAAGGGAAUGGGCGACCGAUGAAUAUGAUAGCGGGUGGUUUUGGUGGUUUUUCUUAUGACUAUCAUGAUGUUUCUGAUGAUGAUGAUGGUUGAGCAUGGGAUUGGUGAGUGAAUCGGUUUAUGCGGAUGAAUGGGCUUUAUGAUUAGCUCACACAAUGCAGAUGUAUGUAGGAGGGAGAUUGCAGCGGCUAGUUUAGGCAAAAGUCUACUGCAUCUGCUAUAACUGCUGUAUACUGGUUAAUUGCUUCCAUGAAUCUGUGCUGAACUGACUGCUGAUGCGGGGAAAAAUACG